AUGUUGAACACAAGAAACGUGCGUGUCUUUGUGGCCGCGUGUUUGCUUUUUGUACUUGUGGGCUAUAUUUCCUUCUCCUCUGGUUCCUUUAGUGAGCCGCUUAGAACGAAGCCUUCAAGCGACUUUGCUGUGAAUCAUGAAGAAGCUGGAAACACCUUAUUAAACACACCACACAAGGGAUCAGAAGCACCAUACAAGGCAUCUGGUGGUAACAUGGCUGACAAAAUUGCCACUGACGAUAAGCCUGCCGCUACAAAAGCUGCUAACCCAGCGAAAGUUGACACGCCAUCUGGAAAGCCUACUGAAAAGGCUAAAGAGAACGAUAGCGGGAAAUCUGAGCAAAGCAGCAACGAAAAAUGCGACAAGACCGAUUAUGUGGUGAUGAUUGAUGCUGGAUCCACCGGCUCGCGUGUACAUGUGUACGAAUUCAACACGUGUCUCUCCCCACCAAAGUUGUUGAGCGAGAAGUUUGAGAUGUUGAAACCUGGUUUAUCGUCUUUCGACACCGACACGAAAGGAGCUGCUGCUUCUUUGGACCCAUUGUUGAAAGUAGCCCUUGAAAAAGUGCCAAAGGACAAGCAAGGAUGUACACCAGUUGCUGUUAAGGCCACUGCUGGCUUAAGAUUAUUGGGAAAGGAAAAGUCUGACGCUAUUUUGGCAGAGGUUCGGACACAUUUAGAAAAUGAUUAUCCAUUUGCGGUCGUUGAGGGUGACGGAAUUUCCAUUAUGGACGGAAAGGACGAAGGUGUAUACGCAUGGAUCACCACCAACUAUCUAUUGGGAAACAUCGGCCUGGAAGAGAAAAUCCCUACUGCUGCUGUUUUUGAUUUGGGUGGUGGCUCUACCCAAAUUGUAUUCGAGCCUGAUUUCGGUGACUCAGAAGCCAUGGCUGAGGGAGAACAUAAAUACGAGUUUACAUUUGGAAAUCGUAACUUCCAACUCUACCAAUUCAGCCAUUUGGGAUACGGUUUAAUGGAAGGCCGUAACAAGGUCAACGCUUUGGUUCUUAACAGUGCCCUCAAGGAGAAAUCUGUCACACCCAAAAAGUACGCAUCCAAGAAGGAAACAAAGGAUGCCACUGGCGAUGUGACUAUCAUGAACCCAUGUUUGGCACCAGAGACUAAGGCGGAAAAUGUUGCUGUUCAAGUGGGUGAAGAAUUCUAUGUUGUGAACUUCAAGGGACCAGCUGAGGCUUCUGGACCCCAGUGCAGAUAUCUCGCUGAAACAGUAUUGAACAUGGAUGCAAAGUGUACUACUAGCCCAUGUUCCUUUAAUGGUGUUUACCAACCAUCAUUGGUCAAGGCUUUCCACCGCGAUUCCGAUAUGUGGGUCUUCUCGUACUUUUAUGAUCGUACUAACCCAUUGGGCUUCCCAAGUUCAUUCACUGUGGGUGAGUUGAAGGACUUGACAAGCACAGUCUGCUCUGGUCUGAAGUUAUGGAAGGAUGUUUUGCUUGGUGAUUCCGUGCAAGCAUUGGAAGAAGAGCCUCAUUGGUGCCUUGACUUGUCCUUCAUUACGGCCAUGCUUCAUACUGGUUACAAUAUCCCAUUGAGUCGUGAAUUAAGAACAGCUAAAACUAUUGCUAACAAUGAAUUGGGCUGGUGCCUCGGUGCUUCUUUGCCAUUGUUGGACUCAAAGACGAGUGGCUGGAAAUGUAAAAUCAAGGAAGUGAAAGAAACUAAGGACUUGAAAGAAGCCAAGGACAUUAAGGAGGAGAACGAGCCGGCCAAGGCAAGUACAGAUGACGAGAAGAAGAUUGAAGCCUAA
Messenger RNA from Clavispora lusitaniae ATCC 42720, 1767 nucleotides. It is a transcript of the gene GDA1, whose product is annotated as guanosine diphosphatase. Lineage: Eukaryota; Fungi; Ascomycota; Pichiomycetes; Serinales; Metschnikowiaceae. The record is from RefSeq and is a predicted model, not a curated record. Gene Ontology annotation, biological process: protein N-linked glycosylation. Gene Ontology annotation, molecular function: hydrolase activity. Gene Ontology annotation, cellular component: Golgi apparatus.